This is a messenger RNA of Mercenaria mercenaria, 6556 nucleotides long. RefSeq lists its product as uncharacterized. Gene Ontology annotation, molecular function: protein binding. NCBI's taxonomy places the organism in Eukaryota, Metazoa, Mollusca, Bivalvia, Venerida, Veneridae. The record is from RefSeq and is a predicted model, not a curated record. The transcript is spliced from 3 exons. The coding region runs from base 1 to 5937 and encodes 1978 amino acids.
AUGGACGACGAACUGAGGGACCCCGAGUAUCAAAAUUUUGUAUCAAUUUAUCGAGGGUUUGCGUACGUAGGUGAAAAGUUGGAACCUUAUACCAAAGAAGGACUAGAUACUGUCUAUCAAAAGAUAUAUGGGAUCGCCGCAGGAUAUCAUGUUUGCCAGAAGAAGUGCAGUGAAACUUUUAAGUGUCGAUUUUCCAGAUGGUGUGGAACUUGUAAAAUUUGGCGCAGAGAAUUGCUCAAAACAAGAAGGUAUCCGAAUAUUUUAUGGGAGCAAACAGAGUCCUGGAAAUGGCAACAUGCAUAUGAGAACAUUGCGGAAGUGUACCUUCCUGGUAACUGGCAAAAUGGCAGUCUCAACUUCAAAGAUAUAUCAACUGCAUGCUUCAUAUGGGAGAAUUGUGCAGAAGAGUUUAAUCUACGACCAUUCAUAAUCAAGAAAAUACGACAAUUCAGGAAUGAGUAUUUUGCACACAAUUCUUCAUUGAAAGCAUCAGCUACGGAAAAGGCGAAAGUGUUCGAUGUUCUUAAAGAUUUGUUGAAGGAUCCAGAUGUGAAAGGUAAAAUCAAUUUUCAAGAGUGCAUGGCUGGUAUCACAAAAAUCGAAGAGGGAUAUCAAAUAGAGAAAUGGAUGACUGAAGUACAGAACCUUCUUAAAAAGCAUGAUCUGACAUUACAUGACUUACAAAAAGGACAGGAAACCCUUAAAGAAGGUCAAAAGCAGUUACAAAGAGGCCAAGAAAACUUACAAGGUAUUCAAAGACAGCAACAUGAAUUACAGACUGGUCAGCACAGUUUAAAAGCUGUUGUUACUGACGUACAAAUAAGUCAGGUAAAUACUGAAGAAGGUCAGAAAAGCUUGAAAGAUGGUCAAGAAAACUUGCGAAAAGGUAUACAAGACUUGAAAGAAAAUCAUGAAAAAACGCAAAAAGAAAUAGCUACUUUUAGGGAAGAUUUGAAAAUUCUUUUAGCAGAGCACCACUGUAAAAAGAAAUCAGUAAAGAAUCUUUAUCAGAAUAAAGCUUGGGUGACUUUAUUUCUGUUCUUUAUAGUAUCACUGUUGGCAUUGUCGGCUAUCUUUCUACGAGAACCGACGGACAAGCUUAUAGUACAGUCUGAAAGAGAAUGUGUGUCAGAGCAAUACAGUAUUCCUUUCCCGCAAGAUCUCCCCCUGCUUGGAUAUAUCAAUGAACACAAAUCCAUUGGUCGUUUAUGGCUAAUGGACCAGCUUGAAAAUGAAUUGAUCAGUUCAGAUAGAACUAAUUUGAGUGGUAUUGUUCUUGUUGCUGAAAUGGGAUAUGGAAAGUCAGCAUUUGUCUCAAACUUGUUAUGCCCAGGAGAAACGGAAAAGGCGAAACGCAUUCAAAAGCAUAUUGUUGCAUUUCAUAUAUGCAAUUAUGAUGUAAUGAGUACAAGAUGUGCUGAACGGUUUAUUAGGAGGCUAGUUGGAUUUUUUGCAAUGAAAAGUGCAGAAUAUGGUAACAUUAUAUCUAUGUUGCCUGAAAAGUCAAUUCUGUAUAAUCGAGAGAGUUGUGAGAAAGAACCAGAGGCCUGCUUUGAUCAAGGUAUAACUUUACCUCUGAAACAACUGUCAGUCGCUAAAAAUGAUCCCUGGCUAGUAGUGGUUGAUGCACUUGAUGAGUGUGAGACUUCUGGAAGUAAUCCAAUAUUAAAACUUCUUUCCAGUAGAGCUAAACAGCUUCCUAAAUGGCUUAAACUCUUGAUCACUUCGAGAAACAUCAGUUCACUGAAGUCGCUAAAGAAACUGAAAUUCGAGUAUCUUUUGUCAAAUGAUUCAAGAAAUAUUGACGACAUUAAAUCGUUCAUCCAGGAUUCAUACCCCACAACAAGAUUAACAUCCAAACCCCAGAUAAUAGAUAGUCUAAUAAAUAAAAGUGAAGGGAAUUUCAUUUAUGUAGUUCAGGCAUUAAAAUGGAUUAUGGACAACGAAGAUAUUGAUGACAUUCCAAAUUUGCCAAAUGACCUUGGAAAUAUAUAUGAAAUGAACUUUGAAAGACAGUUUAAAGAUCAAGCUGCUUUUGAUAUACCAAAGGCAAUAUUAGAAAUAGUCUGUUCAACGUUAAGUCCAGUAACAAGGAAUGACAUUUACGCUAUUUUAAAGUUUGAUCAAAUUGUACCUAAUGUAGAGGACUUCGAUCAUCAUUUUCAUUCCUUAGAAUAUUUUUUGAGAAUGGAAAAAGAUGUGCGUGUAUCCCACCAGGCAUUGUUUCAGUGGUUGAUUUGUAAACAAAAUCAGUAUUUUGGUAUUUCGUUGCAGCAAGGACAUUCUCUGAUAUCGCGAUAUAUGUUCAGAACCAUAGAUGGCAGUUACGAUGACGAUCUUGUUGAUUUGACAAUACAUGUUGCAGACUCAGCUGAUUCCACUUUGAAAAAACUGUAUAUUUCAUCUAAGUUUUAUGACCGAGACAUUCUAAAGGAUAAAGCCGUGUUACAUCGGCUUAUUUGGAGAACGUCAUCGGUGAAAGCUCUGGAGUUACUGUUACAUCAUUAUUCAGAUGUGAACAUAAAGAACAAAGGUAACGUAACUCCCGCGUUUGUUGCUGCGGCAAAGGGUCAUAUUGAACAGCUUAUUCUUUUACAAGAGAAGGGUGCAAGUAUAGAUUUUAGAGUUAAAGGGAAUUUUCUUAUUCAUUGCGAAACUGAUGAUGUUUUCAGAGUUAUCGAAAUGAUGAAAAACGUUUACUACUCGGGUUACGGACUUUUGCAUGUUGCAGCCCAGCAUGGACAUGUUUCUAUCGUUCGUUACAUUUUAAAUCAUAACACGUCUCUGUUACUUCGGAAAAACACUGUGGGCUUACACGCUGGUCAUGUUGCAUGCGAAAAUGGGCAUCUUAAUAUUCUAAUUGAAAUGUCUAAAGUAAAUCAAAACAUUUUAACAGGUAAAUGUUUAUACUAUGCCGCAAGAAAUAAUCAUCUACACAUCGUUAAAUGGUUGACUGAAAAUGGUGUUAAAUUAAAAUGUAUUUCAAACGAACAGUCAAGAAAAGCUGCAAAUAAAAUAGCUAACGUCAACGCAAAUCUACUACGUGAUCAUGAUAUGAUAUUUCCUCAGGAUAUCUUUAAAAUUAGAUGUUGCUAUAUGAAUCCUAUAGAUGAAUGGUGGAUCGUUUAUAAAACAACCCCCCUUCUAGCAGCAAUUAUCACUGGAUCAAGUGACACAGCACGUUAUCUUAUUCACACAUUUCCUGCGUCACUGGAUUGUAUUGAUGUAUAUGGAUAUACAGCAGCACUAACAAGCGUCAUACAUAAUGAUUUAGAUUUGCUGCCUCUUCUAGCAGAAAGAUUGAUAACCGACAAAUGUGAAAAUACACCAGAACACUUGCAACUUCUAAAGGGAAUUGGUAAUUUGAAAGAGAGUAAUGCUGCAAUCAUAAGUAGUACGCCUUGUUCAGACGGGGAAACUUUUGCACAUAUUGUGGCAUUAAAAAAUUUAGAAGACAUGAUAUCGUAUGCGAUGAAGAACCAGCUUGAAAUCAAGUGGAAUGAACCGGACCGUUUAGGGAAUUUCCCUAUACAUUAUGCAGUUUCGAAGAAGAACUGUUUAUUCAUAUACUUAAUUGAAAAACUUGGAUGUUUAUAUACUAAUAUUAGAGCACAAAAUGGUUCAACCAUUUAUCAUACUGCUGCAAUGACAAAGGGACUUGUAAGUUUUUACUCAGUAACAGAGUCAUUAAAAAAAUGUAUACCUGAUUUGAAAGAUUAUCAUAACUUGGGAGUAAUACAUUAUUUAGUGUCAAUAGAGUACAAUGCAUUACAGGGUCGUUGUGAUAUGGAUUCACAGCUCGAGUCGUUAUUGAUAUUUCGGUUUCUUGUGGAACAAUGUAAUCAUGAUGUUUUGUCAGUUGAUGAUAAGGGCAGAAAUUUGCUUCAUUAUGGUGUUAGAAAUGGACAUUUUAGCAUUGUAAACUAUUUAAUCAGAACCAAUCCAACAGCUGUUAAAAGAAUGUUAAAUAUAAGAGACAAGAACGAGAUGGAUCCUAUCACAUUUGCUAUAUUGGAAUUAAAGAUGGAUUCAGGAAAUUUAUUAGUUCCAGAAUGCAAAUUUUACAAUAUUUUUAACAGUACGGAGUGUUUGAAAAUGAAGGACGCUUUUAUGACAUCAAAAGAACUUAGCAUCUUGUAUUUGUUAGAAACGUUGUCAGCACCAGAAUUUCGAGAAUUGAUCGAACCGAACCUGGUAUAUUUUAUUGAAAAAAGUCCCUAUCUAAUGACUGCGAUUUUGUGGUAUCAUAAAUCAAUGGAUGUAAAUAUAUUGAAAUCGGCGCUUGGUUAUAAUUAUCAACAAUGGUAUAACGUAAAGUUGUCACAUCUAACUAUAGCGCGCCAUAAACCAGGCGUUUUUCAUGCUUGUGGAAAAGCAUUAAAAGAAUCUCCGUUGCACCAUUUAUUGCUUAAUAUAGAUCAUAAAGAUACUGCAUUUAGUGAGGAAAAUGGGGAUGAAUUUUUACGCUUACUGUUUAAAAGGCACAAAAGUUUUUUUAAUUGUGAGGAUGAUCGGGGUUUUAACAUUUUCCAUUAUUCGCUGAUUGGAGGUAAUAUACAGACGGCAAGAAUUCUAAUGAAGAACACUAUUACCAUGCUAACUAAGAAAGUUACUGUGAAAGACAUAUUUGUGAUGGCCUUAUCCUCGCGGAUAAGGGAAGCAAAUGAAAAUUUUGAAAAAUGUGGGGAUAAGUUUUCAUUUUCAGAUCAAAAAAGCUGCACUGAUCUGUUCUUAUAUGAAUUCUUCAUAGCGAAUAUAAGGAAGUUCGAGUCGGAUGAUUUUUGUGCAAAUGGAUCUACAGAGUUGUCGUUAGUGCACUUGCUAUCUGCAAAUGGAAUGAUUCGUACAUUGCGGUUUGUAAAUAAUGCUUUUGGAAAUGGAAUUUUUGAGUGUAGAAACAAAGAUGAUUUAACGCCUUUGUAUUUAAGUAAGCUUUUUAAGGAAGAAAGUGUUGCAACAUUUAUUGAAGAUAAAGUCGAACUGAAAUAUCCGCUAACAAAAUCAGAAGAAUGGCUUCUCUGGUCAAUGCUUUACGGAUUUCCUCAGACGGAUCUUCAUUGUCAUGUAAGUGCUGUGUCAGGGACAAUAUACAAUUUUAGGCAAGUUAUAAAUGACAUUCACUGCAUCGAAAGAUUACUGGGGAAUUAUUCGAAUAUAAUCACAGAUUUAUAUCUAAAUAAAAAAGGCGAUUAUUCCGAAAGCAUGAAUGCAAUGAUAGUAGCUAUUCGUUCUUUUCAGAAUGUGUAUUACACUAAGAAUAUGACCUUGAUGAAUUGUCGUUUCUAUGAGCGAUUAAGAUCUAUGUAUGACUUACACUUCAGAACUGUUGUAUAUAAAGUUAACCUUUUUUUAACCCUCAAUUUAGACAAAGACGCUUUGUCAUUGAACAAAGCGUGGAGACAAUUAGUUCAACUCCGUAGUCAUACCAUUUUUUACCCCUUAGCUGAACACAUUUGUUUAAAUGGCGAUACGACUAUUUUAGAGUGGAAGUUUGGGUAUGCAUUUCAAAUGUCUGCCAAGAUGUUAUCCAUAUUGCACAAAUGUUACAUAGACAACGCUGUAGAUGUGUUUUUUAAAUUAAAGAAAUCUGUUAGAAUAUCAGUGCCGAAUGAAUUUAGCUUUUUACACUCGAGGAUGGGAGAAUUCAAAUUCACUUCACCUGUGACUUUCAAGCUACCUCCUUUAAUCGCAACUGAUAAUACUAUGCUUUAUAACUAUAGGCAUCUUAAUGUAAUAAAAGCAACACUGGCUUAUAAGCGUUUGAAUAAAAAGUUAGAGAUUGAUUAUCCGCAAGACUUUUCUAAAUAUAAAUUCCAUGAACUGCACCCAGCAGUUUUAAAGAAUCCGUUUGUCGAUUUUGAGGACAAACUGCGUGAAACAAAGUACUGGCCUAGCAGUUCUGUCCAUAGCAAUAUUUGCUUAUGGAUAGAAAACUAAGAUUUAAGAUAAAAAGAUGAAAAAAGAAAGUUUGUACAUGAGGAGUUGCAAGUUUAAAAAUAUCACUAUUAUCUUCUGUACAUACUCUGUUUUUUGUUGUUGUUGUUGUUUGUUUUUUUUUUUUUUUUUUUUUUUUUUUUUUUGUAUUAUCAUUUUGUAUAUAUAGUAUUUUUGCAUAUGUUUUAUCAUCACUUUGUAUAGUAUCUUUGCAUGUGUUUGUUUAUAUUAUCACUUUGUAUAGAAAUUCAGUGUAUAUUCGUUCAUAAAAAGCAGAAAGUUUAAUAGACUUCAUUAUCAAGAAAUUUUCCUUCUGUUUUUAUUGACCGAUUAGUGUUGAACCAGGAAAAUGUAAUUACGGUUAAAGUAGAAUUAAACUUGACCACAUAGACCUUACAUUAUAUAUAAAAACAAAAUUAUGACAAUGUUUUUAUGUUGGCAUAUGUCUGCCAAGAGAUAGCUAGGCAGUUAUCACGAUAACUUGUAAACUUUCCAGGAAAUUUGUGUAUUUCUUCUGAAAGCAUUUCAGCAAUAAAUAAAUAAUAUUUUCUAGAUAUUUUUAUUUAUUUCCUGCAAAUGUUUUAGCACAAAAUUUCGCGUUAAUGCUUGGAAAUGCCACGAG